GCGACACUGAAAACAACAAACAUGGCGACUCUGUGAACACGUUUCCUGAAGAGAAACACGAUUAAUCCUCUGAAGACUGCAGCAGAACACAAGGCCUCAGUGCUGCCGUCUCUCCAUCAGGGCGUCAUGUCCCGGCUGGCGGUGGUGUGUGGCGGCUCCAGGGGCAUCGGGGGGGCCGUGUCCCGCCUGCUGGCCGAGAGAGGCUGCAGGGUGGCCGUCGUCUCCAGGAACGAAGACGCCGCCCGAGCCGCUGUGGCAUCUCUGCCUGGAGUCGACCACGUCGCUCUCAGCUGUGACGUCUCCAGAGAGCAGGAGGUCCAGAGGAGCUUUGAGACGAUCCAGAAGACGUGUGGAGACGUCACUUAUCUCGUCAAUGCAGCCGGCAUCAACAGGGACGCUCUGCUGCUGAGGACUAAACCGGAGGACAUGUUGGCUGUUCUUCACACCAACCUGCUGGGUUCCAUGCUGACCUGCAGGGCGGCUCUGCGUAGCAUGCUGCGCACUCCUGGAGCCGCCAUAGUGAACAUAGGCUCCGUUGUGGGCCUGAGAGGGAACGCUGGUCAGUGUGUCUACAGCGCCAGUAAAGCCGGUCUACAGGGCUUCACGCUCUCUUUGGCGAAAGAAGUCGCUUCUCGUAACGUCAGAGUCAACCUGCUGGCUCCAGGUUUCAUCCGCACCGACAUGACGGCCGGGCUGAAGGAGGAGGCGGUCCGCUCCGUCCCGUUGGGGAGGUUCGGCGAGCCGGAGGAGGUCGCCCUGGCUGCUCUCUUCCUGUUGGAGUCGUCCUACGUCACAGGACAGGUGCUGGUGGUGGACGGAGGACUCCAGCUGUCCAUGUAGGAAAUGAAGAGUUCUCUAUCCAUGAAAAACAACACCAGAGAGGCAGGUGGAAACCUCACUGGUGUUUGAGACUGUGGAGGAAAUGGUUUCAAGAAUAAGACGAAGGACAGUGAGCUCUGUGUUUCUGAUGACUGAUGAACAUUUACAUCUAAAACGACUUCAUGGAUGAAGUUGAAUGUUUCUCUGUGGUCACAUGUGGAUUCAGAGUCGUGUCAGCUGUAGCAGUGUGAGAAUGGAUUCAGUGUUUACUAUUAUCGUUACUAAAAUUCUGAAGUAAAAUGAGGCUGCGUUGCAUUUCUUUCUGUCUUUUAGUACAAACUACACCUGCUCUUACAAAGUGCGUACUGUUGUAUAUGUUAUGCAUACAGUUAGGACAUGCUACUUCAUCAUGACGCUGAGCCUUGAACUCAAAGAACUAUUGACUUUGAGACGAGGGAACAGGAAGUGAUAAAACGCUGACUCAUUUCUGGGGUUCAGGACACAUUCCUGCAGCUCUCUAUUGUAUGCAAACUAAGUGUGGCUGUUUGUUUGUGCAGGUCGGACGGCCCAAUAGUGGAGUCUUGAUGAUGCUUUCAGGGCCUUAAAAAAACCUUGAAAACGUCGUAGCCCCGGAGCUCAUGCUACUUUAAUGUGGCCUUGAUUGUAGUAUGAGUACUUGAACGCAACAUAAAUCUUUGCACAGGUUGUUAAA
Molecule: messenger RNA, 1531 nt
Organism: Anoplopoma fimbria (sablefish)
Lineage: Eukaryota; Metazoa; Chordata; Actinopteri; Perciformes; Anoplopomatidae
Gene: cbr4
Product: carbonyl reductase 4
Exons: 6
Coding region: 127-840 (237 amino acids)
Biological process (GO): fatty acid biosynthetic process
Molecular function (GO): oxidoreductase activity, acting on the CH-OH group of donors, NAD or NADP as acceptor; quinone binding
Source: RefSeq, a predicted model, not a curated record